Rotaria sordida is the source of this 2661-nucleotide messenger RNA. Lineage: Eukaryota; Metazoa; Rotifera; Eurotatoria; Philodinida; Philodinidae. The record is from the annotation of a GenBank genome assembly.
AUGAACGAACUUCGAAGUUAUUUAUACCAAAUUUCUGGUCAACAAGCACCCUUCUAUCUUUUAAAACAAUUCUUUACAACUAGUUCACUUAGUCAAGUUAAACCGUUCACUGAAUUUCUCAAAUAUUUUCUUAUUGAUGCCUCACCACUAUUUGUUGCCAAUGCUUAUAACAAAGAAGGUAAAAUGAAAACACUCAUUGAUAUGGAUCCUAAUUUAUAUGCAUUGACAAUGAAGACUAGUACCGCUGUUGUGCAUUCAAAUGAAAUGUCUAUCCAUCUGGUAUUUGAUCUGCUCAAUAAUUUUCUUUAUUCCAAUGAUAAAAAUAUUGAUGAGCAAGUCAUUUUUGACAAAAAUGAUACAGCAUCUUUGCUUUGUUUUGGUGGAUUCUUGUUGUUCACUGGUGAUUAUGAUAAAGCAAUUCAAUAUUUUAAAAUGCUCUUAGAACAUGAGUUGAUUAAUGAUAAUACAAAAGCACAUAUACAUGUCUUGCUGGGUUCAAGUUAUAUUAUGAAAAAAGAAAGAGAAUUGGCACUGAAAUCUUUUGACAAAGCGUUUCAAUCAUGUAUGCCACAAUCCAUACCACCCUGGCUAGCCGCUUCCAUUGCUUCUUUACAUAGUACAUUGCAUGAUCAUUAUCAAUCCACAAAUCAAACACUUCAGGAGCUUCAACUAUUAAUGAAGAACCAACAGUCUGAUAAUGAUGAUUUUGAAAAAUUGCGUCUAUUACAUUUAGGUAACGUUUGUUCAGAGCAACAAAAAUUUAUCGAUGCUCUUAAUUAUUGGGAAGAAGCCGUUGAAAUAACAUCCUACAUGCCUUCUUCACUUGUAACUAUUCUUAAAGGAGCUAUUUAUGUGCAAAUGGCAGCAGCAUAUUUCCGAAUAAAUAACAUAUCUAAAGCGUUAAAUGUCAUGAAAACAGCAAUGCAAUAUUUCGAAUGCUACUAUCCAUCUACACAUAGAAUGUUCGCUAGUUUUCACUUUCUAUGUGGUUAUUAUCUUAUACAUAAUGAAAAACCUUCUGAAGCCGUCGUCCACUUAAACAAAGCAUUGGAAAAUUCAUAUUUUUCUCAAGAUAAAGAAUUCCUUGGGAAUGUUUAUGCAUUAUUGGUAAUGGGUUAUAUUCAAUCUGACAAUUUUGAUCUUGCAGUAGAAUAUUGUGAUAAAGCUGAGCCAUAUAUAUCACCAAACAAUAUCAGCGCAGCAAUUCCUCAGCUAGCAGCAGAGAUACCCGAAAUAAAGAUGAUAACCACAUAUCAAGAUCCAAACCAUGCUCGUCAAGUUGUUCGCACUGGUUUGCUACUCGGUAAACUAUUGCUUUCAGUCAAUGUUCCAAAUCCUACUACACAACCUCAAUCUAUUGAUGAAUUUAUCGCUAUUGCUGAUCAUCAUCGUCAUUGCCAAGAUGAUGUACGUGCACAGAUAUUUUAUACUACAGCUCUCGAUAAAACGACCGAAAUUGAUUCUAAACAUCUAUGGAAUAUUUAUAGAAAAAUGAGAAGAAUGGAUGAGAAUGAUUCAUAUAAAGAUUAUUUUACUGCUUUAUAUUCGAAAUAUGAUGAUGAAAAUCCAAAGCACUUUGAAAUAAUUUCCACAAUACAAAUAAUUCUGUAUAAAUUCUUUCUAUCUGAAAAUGAAUUAAAAGAAGCAUUCGAUUGUUUAAUACAUGGAAUAUUUCUCAAGAUAAAAUUUAUAUAUUAUCAGAAUAAUGUCUUCAAUUCGAAAUAUAUUUCAGAUUUAUUUUAUCAUUUUAUCCACCAAGAACAAAUUAUUCAAAUUGUAUCUAUUUUAACUAAAUUAAUUCAACUAUAUUCUACUGAUUGCUCGAGAUUUCUACAACAGUUUCUAUCGAAAUUUUUUUCUUUUAAUAAUCUCAACAUAGAUUUAUCAAAAAUUAUUCAUCAUGAACAAAUUGACACCAUGUUGAAUGAAAUUAAAUCACAAUCAUUUUCUUUACUCCUUCACACUUUGUUACAACUUGUGCGUCAAAGUAUUCAACCACCGAAAAAAUCAGUUCUCUCGCUUAAGGACCAAGUUUUGCAAUUUCUUCACAACUAUAAUGACAAAAAUGCACCUUUGUUCUAUUUAAUGGUAAUAUUUCUGUCUUUACUUGAUAAUGAUACACAAGCUUUUUUCUUCAACCUCGAACAAGUUCGACUGAAUAUCAUUACUUUCGAACACUAUGAAAAACUCAAACAAAAAUUAUCCAAUUUGUUCAAACAAGUCAAAGAAGAUUGGUUGAAGGAAUGCUUACAACAUAUUGCAACAAGUCUGACAACUCGAUAAUUAAUUAUACUUCCUGUUUUUUUAAAAGAAAACAUAAUAAAUAGUUUGAAGACUUUUAAUGGCUCGAAUUGUUUUGAAAAGCUUUCAUUCACAGAUAUCUCGAAUCAACGCUAACAACUUUAAAAACAAAUGAUUGACAUCUACACUUCAUUUAAAAUUAAUUUCUUUAUUGAAAUAUUGUUUCAUACACAAUCUUGAUAAUAUAUGAGAUUCAAUCCCAAUCAGAUAAUAAAUACAUACGUUCUGUAUCCGAAUGACUUGUGUACAGACUUUGAUUUCAGUGCUAAUAAUGCAAAGGUUAGUGCUGGUGGUUAAUAAGAUUGAUCAUGAUCGGGUCAAAUAAUCAUCUUCACGACACAAAGUACGACACACAAAGCA